Anopheles maculipalpis is the source of this 785-nucleotide messenger RNA. RefSeq lists its product as uncharacterized. Lineage: Eukaryota; Metazoa; Arthropoda; Insecta; Diptera; Culicidae. The coding region runs from base 8 to 754 and encodes 248 amino acids. The record is from RefSeq and is a predicted model, not a curated record. The transcript is spliced from 4 exons.
CCCAAUCAUGAGGAGCUCCAGGUUACAGCUGCUGCCUGUGCUACUAGUUCUAGCGAUACAACAGUGUGCGUGCCAGCGCGAAGUGUUCCGACUCUUCUCCAACUGUCGCUUCGGAAAGCCCAACUUUGAUCCGUGCAUUAAAAAAGCUUUCAACGCACUACGGCCCUGGUUUAAGACAGGUCUGCCCGAGUUUAACGUUGCCCCGUUCGAUCCGCAUCGGGCCGAAUUUAUUGAACAGCGCCGUGGAGAUUUGGGCGGUCUCGGAGGCUAUCGAUUGCUGCUAACGAACGUGUCCGAGUACGGCUGGAUGCAGUCGGAGGUGACGAAAUACCGUACCGAGCCCAAGCAUGACCGUAUCGUGUACUCGCAGUUCUUCCCGGAAAAAUCACUCGACGGCAGUUACGACUUUAAGGCGAAAAUCCUCGGUCUACCGCGACACACGCGAGGCAUCUGGAACCUGACGCUGUACGACUACAGCCAGACAACGACCGUAACGCGGAUCGGCGGUCCCGGAGGACUGUUGAAGGUGCGCGUCGAGAUCGACAAGAUCGGUGAUAUGAAGCUGCACAUCUCGCACCUGUUUCAUGGGUCUAAAAUUAUCGAAUCGAUUGCUGACUUCUUUAUCAACACAAUGUGGCAACCGAGCUUCCCGUUCAUUAAGCCACUGAUCAACGAUCUGGUCAGUGUUGCGUUUACGGACAUUUUCAACGAGUCCUUCCGAUACUUCCCGCUCGAUCAGGUGAUACGAAGCUAGGUGUGCAAGGGUUGAGAUUGAUCGAGACAGC